Colletotrichum navitas is the source of this 2092-nucleotide messenger RNA. RefSeq names its product general substrate transporter. The coding region runs from base 164 to 1717 and encodes 517 amino acids. Gene Ontology annotation, molecular function: carbohydrate:proton symporter activity. Gene Ontology annotation, biological process: carbohydrate transport; transmembrane transport. Lineage: Eukaryota; Fungi; Ascomycota; Sordariomycetes; Glomerellales; Glomerellaceae. The record is from RefSeq and is a predicted model, not a curated record. The transcript has 10 exons. Gene Ontology annotation, cellular component: membrane.
CGGGGAUUUCUUACUUUCACUCCCUCAUUAUACCUCACAGCCUUCCAGCUGGUUCCAUCAACUUGGAGAUUCGCGUUCUCUUCACUAGAUCCCAAGAUAAUACAAGUGUUUCUCUGAUUUUCCAGGUUCAGCGCUCGUUAACCUCAAAGGCACUUCUGCAGCCAUGGCUUGGCUCGGUAUGACAGCGCCCCCCGGUGAAUUACGCCUUUACUUCCUCUGUAUCUAUUUCGGCGUAGGUGCGUCCGUAUGGGGGUACAAUAUAGGUGUGAUGUCUACCGUUAUUUCCAAUUACGGCUUCGACAAUGCUACAGGCCACAUGCCUUUGUUUAAGAAGGGAUAUAUCAUCAGCUCCUAUUACAUCGGGACCUCCAUCAGCUACCUCCUUCUCUCUCAUCCUCUCAGCGACUGGCUUGGGCGCCGGCAUGCUGCACUGGUUGGAACUAUAGUUGUGUGUAUCGGCGCGCUGUUUCAAGCUAUUAGCAACGGUCCCACCGGCUUGGGCACAAUGAUCGCCGGCAGAAUCGUUAGCGGACUCGGCGUCGCGAUUGUCUCAACUUCUGUGCCGUUAUACCAGGCGGAGGUUUCUCCAGCGAAGAAGCGCGGCCACUUUGUGACGGUAAACCACGUUGGUUUUAUCGCAGGCAUUGCCACGGGUCUUUGGGUUGGGUAUUUCAUGAGGUUUUGGAGGUCAAGGGCUGGGGAUUUCUGGGGAUGGCGACUAUCCAUUUUGCUCGAAAUAGUCCCGGCCCUCAUUUUUGGGCUUGGCUUGCCAUGGAUCCCUGAAACACCGAGGUGGCUUGUCGAGCACGGAAAAAAGGACAAAGCGCGCCUAACCCUCUAUUGGCUUCGCGAAGGUAAUUUCGAUGGCGAACAGAUCAAUCGUGAAUUUAGUGCGAUCAUUGAAGACGUCGAUGAGUAUCACCAUUCCGGAUUCAACUGGCUUUCGCUCCUCAAAGAAAAGGCCUUGUUUGCUCGUCUAUGGCGUGCUACUUUGCUGCAGUUCAUGGCACAGCUCUGCGGUGCAUCCGGCAUAAAGUACUACCUCCCAUAUUUAUUGCGAAGUCUCGGCCUGAGCAUGAAGAUUUCUGUGAUGGUUACCGCCAUUGAAAUGACAGUCAAGAUAUUUUUUACCGUUCUCGAAAUGUUCAUAAUUGAUCGCUUCGGACGCAGAAACUGUCUAGCUACUGGCUGUGCUAUUAUGGCUGUUUCAUUAUUAAUCAACGCUGCCUUGCCUCUCGUAUAUGGCUAUGGGGAAAACACAGCUGCUAGUGUCGUCUGCAUUAUUUUCAUUUUCGUAUAUGCCAUGGGCUUUUCCAUAGGUUUCGGGCCUGUUACGUGGGUAUACAACACAGAGAUCUUCCCAACAUCGGUGCGAGCCCGAGGACUUAACUUUGCCUCAGUGGGCGGCUCUGUUGGUGCCACUAUCGUCACCAUAGCUUGGAGUUACGGGCUUUCCUUCUUGGGAAACUACAUAUACUUUCUGUUCGCGGCGAUUAAUCUCGCCUGUAUUCCGGUUGUCUACACUUUUUUCCCCGAAACUAAAGGCCGCGGCCUUGAAGAAAUGGACGCAAUUUUUGGUGCCGUUGACAAGCCAAGAAGUGAUUCUGACGAUGCUUCUGUACCUCUGUUACGGGAUGAUGCUUCCUACAGGGACUCUGAGGAUUCCGCCCCUGGCACUUCAAGAGAUGAGGAUCACGGUCUCAACCUCACAGGAUGAUAUUGUUUGUCUCACCCGAAGUGUCUGCUGGAACAUUUCCAAGAAGAAUAGAACUUAAUGCUUUCUGCGCCGGAUGUAUUCCAGUUGGGGUAUCAGAUGCCGGGGUGCACUUAACGAACAGUAUAAGCCUCACCUUCGAGUAGUAUUUCAUAGAUGUUGUUCAUUAACAUCCUGCCAUAUCCUGCUAUUUAGUCAUGAUAUAUGGGAUGGUGACACCAUCUGAAGCUUGUAUUUCCCUUCAAGUACCCAACGAUUCUUUUUCAUAUAUUAUGGGAGACAUUACCUCUAUACGGCGGGAACUGUCUAUAAGAAUACCUUCCGUAUGGCAAAAUGAUCUACCCUGUAUUUACGGGCAGCAAACAAAGGGAACCAUGG